This is a messenger RNA of Scaptodrosophila lebanonensis, 6699 nucleotides long. It is a transcript of the gene cut, whose product is annotated as homeobox protein cut. Bases 109 to 6699 code for a protein of 2196 amino acids. Gene Ontology annotation, molecular function: DNA binding; DNA-binding transcription factor activity, RNA polymerase II-specific. Lineage: Eukaryota; Metazoa; Arthropoda; Insecta; Diptera; Drosophilidae. The record is from RefSeq and is a predicted model, not a curated record. The transcript is spliced from 10 exons. Gene Ontology annotation, biological process: regulation of DNA-templated transcription.
ACGAAAUACUAGAGCAGUAUUAGAAAGAAAAGUAGAAACAACAACAACAACAACAACAAAUCACAACAUCAACAACAACAACAAACAAAACACACACACAGCCCACGAAUGCAGCCAACAUUGCCACAAGCCGCUGGGACAGCCGAUAUGGAUCUGACGGCUGUUCAAUCAAUCAACGAUUGGUUUUUCAAAAAGGAGCAAAUUUAUUUAUUGGCACAAUUUUGGCAACAGCGCGCAACACUAGCCGAGAAGGAAGUGAACACACUGAAAGAGCAACUCAACACAAAUACGCCCAGCAGUAAUAACAGCGACGAUAAUAACAGCAACACAGCAGCAGGACCAGCAGGACCUGGUGGUGCAGCAGCUAGUGACGAAGAAGCAGCAGCAGCAGCAGCAGCGGCUGUAGCUGCAAUUGGAGCAGAGGCUGCUGCCGUUGCCGGCAAUCCCAACGAUACGGACAGCGAACGCAAGCUGCUCAAUAGCGUUGCAGCGGCGAUUACGCUGCAUCAAAACGGCGGCAAUCUGCUGGCCACCAACACACCAUCACCAUCGCCGCCAUUGCUCAGCGCUGAGCAGCAGCAGCAAUUGCACAGCAGCCUGCAGCAGAACGGCGUUAACGGGUGCCUCAAUCCAAAGCUCUUCUUCAAUCACGCUCAGCAAAUGAUGAUGGAAGCGGCGGCUGCUGCUGCUGCUGCAGCGGCUGCAGCUGCGGCGGCUGCGCAACAACAACAACAGCAACAGCAAUCGCCAAUGCAUUCGCCCACAGGUGCUGCUCCAGUUGGGGCAGCAACACCUGCCCCAGCAACAACAACAGCCACUGGCAACACACAACAGCAACAGCAGCAAAUCGGUCGUGAUGUUGCUGAGCAUCAAACAGCGAGUGGCAACAACAACAGCAGCUGCAACAAUGUUGCCGGCGCUGAUGACGAUGAAGACGAUGAUGAUGAGGAUGUAUCGAUGCAUUCGAAUAUGGCGCAUGCCGAUGGCGAUGAGGACGAUGACGACGAGCUCGAGGAGCAGGCUGUGGAGCAGGAGGAUAUUGAAGCAGCUGCCACUGUUGCUGCCGUUGCCGCUACUGUUACUGCUGCUGGUCCAGAUGCCAGAACUGACAACAGCAAUGAGCAUAUUGCGGAUGAUGUGGCAACUCUGGAACAUCAGCAACAACAACAACAACAACAGCACAAUGAGUUGGAUGAAGCUAGUUUAAAUGUUAGCAAUAAUCACAAUACCGAUAGCAAUAAUAUCUGUAGUCGAAAGAACAGCAACAACAACAACAACAGUCUGCCACAACAUGUUGCACUGCGUGAUAAUAAUGAUAAUGAGCAGCAUGUGGCCAGCGCUGAGGACGACGAUUGCACCAACAAUAACACUAACAACAACAACAACAACAAUGAGAAGCGCAAGAAGCGUAACGCCAGUAAUAACAACAACAACAAUAAUAAUAAUAACAACAAUCAACAUGCUGUUUUAUUAGCUGCCAAAGAUAAAGAGAUUAAAGCACUUUUGGAUGAGUUGCAACGCCUGCGCGCACUCGAACAAACCCAUCUGGUACAAAUCCAACGCCUUGAGGAGCAUCUGGAGGUGAAACGUCAGCAUAUAAUGCGCUUGGAGGCGCGUCUGGAUAAGCAGCAAAUCAAUGAGGCAUUGGCCGAGGCCACAGCGCUAGCAGCUGCCGUUGCUGCCACAAAUAAUAAUAACAACAACAACAAUAACAAUAGCAGCAACAACAAUGUUGAUGGAGCACCAGACAACCAGGUUAACAACGAUUUGGCCGUAGUAUCCAAAUCAUCUGAGCUACCAACCGAAGACAACGAUGCCCACAUGAUCGAUGAGGAUGAGGACGAGGAGGACGACAAUGCCCUCAAUGAGCUGCACAGUGAGCAGCAACGGGAACAGGUGCCGCAAACCGAGGACGACGCCGAUAUGUUGAGUGUGGCACAUGGAACGGACAGCAACAGCGAGAUGAAAAUCAAAAAGGAGCACCACAGUCCCCUGGAUCUGAAUGUGCUCAGUCCACAGUCGGCGAUUGCCGCUGCAGCAGCAGCUGCCGCCGCAGCCGCCUGCGCCAACGAUCCCAACAAAUUCCAAGCGCUAUUGCUCGAACGCACCAAGGCCCUGGCCGCUGAGGCGCUCAAGAAUGGCGCCGCCAACGAGACCGGAGUCGUUGCCAGCGAAGACGGUCUCUCCUCGCAUCAUCAGCAUCCACAGCAGCAACAGCAGCAGCCACAUCAUCAUCACCAACAGCAGUCGCACCACCUUGCCUCGUCGCUGCACCACAGCAGCAGCCAACACCAGCAGCACCAUCAUCACGCCCUGGCGGCUGCCGCUGCUGCCCACCAUGCGGCGACCCACCAUCUGCACGACUCCAACUCCUCCAGCGCCAAUAGUACACCGAAUGCGCCCAGCAGUGGUGCCGCUGCCGCUCAGCUAGCCGCCAGCAUUGCGUCAACGCUGAAUGGCAACAAAUCGUUGCUGCAAGCAGCUGCUGCCGCCAAUGCUGCGGCCGCUGCUGUCGCCGUUGCCGAAGACAACAACAAUAGCUUGACACCCAAUGCGAAUGCGGCGGCUGCCGCGGCAGCAAUGGCUGCGCAUGCCCAACACGCUCAUGCCUUAGGCGCCCCCGGAUUCUUGCCCAGCCUGCCGUUUCAGUUUGCCGCCGCAGCGGCUGCCGGCCAAGAGGCGCGCGGCCAUUAUCGUUUCGCUGAUGCGGAACUGCAAUUGCCGCCCGGCGCUUCGAUGGCCGGCCGCUUGGGUGAGUCACUGAUACCCAAGGGUGAUCCCAUGGAGGCCAAAUUGCAGGAGAUGCUGCGCUACAACAUGGACAAAUAUGCGAACCAGGCUUUGGACACAUUGCACAUCUCGCGCCGUGUCCGGGAAUUGCUAUCCGUGCACAAUAUCGGACAGCGAUUGUUUGCCAAAUACAUUUUGGGACUAUCACAGGGCACGGUAUCCGAGCUGCUUAGCAAGCCCAAGCCCUGGGAUAAGCUCACCGAGAAGGGACGUGACAGCUAUCGCAAAAUGCACGCCUGGGCCUGUGAUGAUAAUGCGGUGAUGCUCCUCAAAUCGCUCAUACCCAAGAAAGAUUCUGGACUGCCACAGUAUGCGGGACGCGGAAGCGUUGGCAGCGGCCCUGGUGGUGAUGAUUCCAUGUCCGAGGACCGCAUUGCGCACAUUCUAAGCGAAGCCUCAUCGCUGAUGAAGAGUAACGCGCAGGCGCAACAGGAGCAUCAAAGACGCGCCAGCGCCCACGGUGGCGAUGACACGCACAGCAACGAGGACAGCAAAUCGCCACCGCAGACCUGCACCUCACCCUUCUUCAAGGUGGACCAUCAGCUGAAGCAGCAGCAUGUCGAUCAUGCGCAGCGCGAACAGCAACGCGAGCAGCAACGCGAAGCAGCCGUUGCAGCCGCCCAGCAACAGCAACGCGAGCAGCGCGAAGUGGCGGCCGCGCAGCGUGAGCAGCGACUUAGACAAGAGGACUUUGCCCAGGACAAGAUGACGCGUCUAUAUCAAGAGAUCAUGGCGCGCACACCACGAGAAGCCUUCCCCGGCUUUUUGCUGUCACCUUUCUUUGGUGGCGCCGCCGGCAUGCCCAGUGCGCCGAAUACAUUCCCCACGGCAAUGGCCGCCGAUGAGAAUAUGCGACACGCCUUCGAGCGUGAGAUCGCCAAGCUGCAGCAGCAACAACAACAGCAGGCAGCCGCCGCCAGCUUUCCAAACUUCUCCAGCCUGAUGGCACUGCAGCAGCAGGUGCUGAAUGGCGCUCAGGACUUGUCGUUGGGCGGUGGUGCCGGCACCGGCAAGGAUAUGCUCAAGGACAUCAAGUUGAAUGGACAGCGCGGAUCACUGGAGCACUCGCAAAGCUCCAAGGAUGGUGAACGCGACGAUGAGCCCUUCGGCUUAAUGGCCCGCAAAUCGGAAAGCGUGACGAGUGGAAAUGGCGGUGGCGGAGGUGGUGGCAGCACACCCGCACCACCAGCACCACCCAGCAGCAACGCAUCGGCUCAGCACACAAGCAACUCAGCGGCUCCCAGUCCGCUCAGCAAUUCCAUUUUACCCCCGGCUCUCAGUCAAGGCGAUGAGUUCGCCGCCACUGCCAGUCCAUUGCAACGCAUGGCCAGCAUCACAAACUCGCUUAUCACACAGCCACCAGUCACGCCGCACCAUUCGACGCCACAGCGACCCACCAAAGCGGUGCUGCCACCGAUUACCCAACAGCAAUUCGACAUGUUCAACAACCUGAACACUGAAGACAUUGUGCGACGCGUCAAGGAGGCGCUCUCCCAAUACUCCAUAUCGCAGCGACUCUUUGGCGAGUCCGUGCUAGGUCUAUCGCAGGGCUCUGUUUCUGAUCUGCUGGCGCGCCCCAAGCCCUGGCACAUGCUGACCCAAAAGGGUCGCGAGCCCUUCAUACGCAUGAAGAUGUUCCUGGAGGAUGAGAAUGCGGUGCACAAACUGGUCGCGAGUCAAUACAAGAUCGCACCCGAGAAACUGAUGCGCACCGGCAGCUAUAGCGGCAGUCCACAGAUACCCCAGGGACUGGCCAACAAGAUGCAAGCCACCCUGCCCAUGCAGAAGAUGAUGAACGAACUGAAGCUCCAGGAGCCGGCACAGGCUCAGCACAUCAUGCAACAAAUGCAUGCUGCGGCUGCAAUGUCGGCGGCUAUGCAGCAACAGCAGGCAGCCGCCGCUGUAGCACAGCAGCAGAGUCAACAGCAUCAGCAUGCAGCGGCUGCGGCUCAAGCAGCUGCAGCAGCGGCAGCAGCGGCCGGUCUUCAUCACCAGAACAUGCUGCUCACCUCACCGGGCCUACCGCCACAACAUGCCAUCAGCUUGCCAGCCGCAACUGGCAACAAUGCACCCGGUGGUGCUGGCGGCUCAGCGCCCGGUAGUGGUGCUGUGGGCGUCCCCGGUGUCUCUGAGAAGAAGCCAAUGUUGAUGCCAGUGCACGGCGCUCAUGCGCCCAAUGCCAUGCGUAGCCUUCAUCAGCACAUGUCGCCCACCGUCUACGAGAUGGCCGCACUCACGCAAGAUCUUGACACUCACGACAUAACCACCAAGAUCAAGGAGGCACUUCUGGCCAACAAUAUCGGCCAGAAGAUCUUCGGCGAGGCUGUAUUGGGACUAUCGCAGGGCUCCGUGUCGGAGUUGCUCAGCAAACCAAAGCCGUGGCACAUGCUCUCCAUCAAGGGUCGAGAACCCUUUAUUCGCAUGCAGCUUUGGCUAAGCGAUGCCAAUAAUGUUGAGCGGCUGCAGGUGCUGAAGAACGAGCGUCGUGAGGCAAGUAAGAGACGUCGCUCCACGGGCCCCAAUCAGCAAGACAACAGCUCAGAUACAUCGAGCAAUGAUACCAACGACUUCUAUACGAGCAGCCCGGGGCCGGGCAGCGUCGGCAGUUCUGUGGGUGGGGCACCACCAAAUAAGAAGCAGCGUGUACUCUUCUCGGAGGAACAAAAGGAAGCUCUCCGCCUCGCCUUCGCCCUAGAUCCCUACCCCAACGUGGGCACCAUUGAGUUUCUGGCCAACGAGCUGGGCCUAGCGACACGCACCAUCACGAACUGGUUCCACAAUCACCGUAUGCGUCUGAAGCAACAAGUGCCGCAUGGCCAACCUGGUGCUGAUAAUCCCAUACCCAGUCGAGAGAACACAAACGCCACCCCCUUCGAUCCCGUCCAGUUUCGCAUUCUGCUGCAACAGCGCCUCGUCGAGCUGCAUAAGGAGCGCAUGGGCUUGAGUGGUGCGCCCAUACCCUACCCACCGUACUUUGCUGCCGCAGCCCUUCUCGGGCGCAGUCUGGCCGGCAUACCAGGCGCUGCCGCCGCCGCAGGUGCAGCAGCCGCUGCAGCUGCCGCCGCUGGUGCAGCUGGUGAGAACGAACUGCAAGCCCUAAACCAGGCCUUCAAGGAGCAAAUGAGCGGCCUGGACCUCUCCAUGUCGACACUAAAGCGGGAGCGCACCGAUGAAUACCAAGACGAUCUAGAGCUAGAUGCCAGCGCCCACAACAUGAGCGACAACGAAUCCCUCGAGGGUCCCGAUGCGGAUGCCGACAAGCUAAGCGCCGCCACCGCUGCCGACUACGAGAAGGUUAUGCAGAAGUCUCUCGCCUCAGCGGCAGCUGCCUACAUGAGUAAUGCGGUGCGCAGCUCCCGUCGCAAGCCCGCAGCCCCCCAAUGGGUUAACCCCGCUGCUGCAGCACCCGUCGGUGCAGCUGCUGCUGCAGCCGUUGCUGCGGCGGCUGCUGCGGCCGCCGCUGCUGCCGCCGCCGACAGCGAGCGCAUCAUCAACGGUGUAUGUGUGAUGCAACCCUCAGACUACAGUCGCGACGAAGCAGCCGCUGUGGAGGCCUCCAAAGCAGAGAACACCCCUAGCGAGCACGGCGAUCACGAGCACGAGCAUGCGCAUAUGGAGAUCGAUCAGCGCUUUAUGGAGCCGGAGGUGCACAUCAAGCAGGAGGAGGACGACGAUGAGGAGACUCUGAACGAUGAGUGCCGCAGCGAUGCGACGCACGAUGACAAAAAAAUCAAGGUGAUCAAUGAGGAGAAGCUGCGUUUGGUGCGCGUCCAGCGACUGAGCAGUAAUGGGGCCUCGGCCCCGGUUGCCGGCAGCGGCGCUGAAGCUGAGGACGGAUGUGCGCCGGCGCAGGCAGCGGGCGCGACGCCAGCACCAGCUUCGGCAGCAACUGCAGCGUGGAACUAUUAG